Messenger RNA from Penicilliopsis zonata CBS 506.65, 1983 nucleotides. RefSeq lists its product as hypothetical. The record is from RefSeq and is a predicted model, not a curated record. Bases 1 to 1983 code for a protein of 660 amino acids. Gene Ontology annotation, molecular function: ubiquitin binding; phosphatidylinositol binding. Gene Ontology annotation, cellular component: trans-Golgi network. The transcript has 7 exons. Gene Ontology annotation, biological process: Golgi to endosome transport; Golgi to vacuole transport; protein transport to vacuole involved in ubiquitin-dependent protein catabolic process via the multivesicular body sorting pathway. NCBI's taxonomy places the organism in Eukaryota, Fungi, Ascomycota, Eurotiomycetes, Eurotiales, Aspergillaceae.
AUGGCAGCUAGGGACCGUUUCGGUGCCUAUGCUGACCCAAGCCUCUCCCUGCUCCAGCGAGCCAUCCGGAACGCUUGUGAUCCGCAGAACUACGAACCCAACCUAGCCUUGAACCUCGAAGUCGCGGACCUGAUAAACACAAAAAAAGGCAAUGCACCCCGAGAAGCUGCCAUUGAGAUUGUCCACUUCAUCAAUGCCCGGAAUCAAAACAUCUCGAUACUCGCGUUGGCGCUCCUCGAUAUAUGCGUGAAGAACUGUGGAUACCCUUUCCAUCUGCAAAUUAGCACCAAGGAGUUUCUGAAUGAGCUGGUACGGCGGUUCCCGGAGCGGCCACCCAUCCGGCCCUCGCGGGUUCAGCAUCGGAUUCUGGAAUCAAUCGAGGAAUGGCGGCAGACGAUCUGUCAGACUUCGCGGUACAAGGAAGAUCUAGGCUUCAUCAGGGACAUGCACCGUCUGCUACUCUACAAGGGCUACUCGUUCCCGGAAGUCCGCCAUGAAGAUGCUGCGGUUCUAAACCCGAGCGAUAAUCUUCGUUCGGCCGAGGAAAUGGAAGAGGAAGACCGGGAAGCCCAGUCGGCCAAACUACAGGAGCUCAUCCGAAGAGGCACGCCUGCAGACCUACAGGAAGCCAACCGGUUAAUGAAGGUAAUGGCUGGAUAUGAUAACCGACACAAAACCGACUAUCGGGCCAAGGCAGCGGAAGAGGUUGCCAAGGUUCAGCAAAAGGCCAAGAUCCUUGAGGAGAUGCUCCAGAGUCAGAAACCCGGGGAUAAGUUGGAAGAUGGAGACGUAUUUGAGGAGCUUGCUGGCGCUUUACGAAGCGCCCAUCCCAAGAUCCAAAAGAUGUGUGAGGAGGAAUCGGACGACCCAGAAGCAGUGCACAAGUUGCUGGAGAUCAAUGACAGCAUACACCGAACAAUUGAACGGUAUAAGCUGAUGAAGAAAGGCGAUUUUGACGGCGCGACCAGAAUCCCCAAGGGUACGCUGGGCACGACGACUGGGGUCUCUAAGAAUGCCAACAACGAGCUGUCUCUAAUCGAUUUCGACCCGGAACCGAGCUCGAACGGGAAUAGCAACGAAGGAGCUGCUGCUCCGGCAGUGAGCUCGCUGGAGAAUGACUUGCUCGGUUUGUCAUUCCAGGAUAGGGUGCCGGCCCCGUCGGGGGGGAUCUCCCUGGGAAUGGGCGCUUCUCAAGUGACAGAACCCAUCAGUUUCACACCCUCUGUUCAGCAAACACCCGCUGCUUUCAGGUCUAGCUAUGAUGCCCUUGCUUCGCUCAACCCCUCCCGACCGACUUCCAAACCGUCGACUCCUGUUCCUUCAUUGUUCCAGCAGCAACAACAACAGCAGCAGCCAGCAACAGCCACUCCCCCACCCCCAACAGACCCGUUUGCGGCCUUGGUAUCGGCCAGCCCGCGCGUGGCCAGUCCGUUUACCCCCUCGGUGUCCCAGAGCCCGCGGCCAGGCGCGGUUUCGACUUCUCUGCUUGAUCUUGGCGGGCUCCUCGACUCUGCUCCCGCGCCCGCAGCACAACCUGCAGCGGCGCCUGUCACGACGACAGUCGAGGACGAUGAAUGGAGCUUUGCCUCGUCGCUGCCAGAAGCCAGUGCUCUUCCCAGACAGAACAAGAUGCAGGUUCUAAAUUCGUCGCUGCGGAUCGACUUUGCCGUGCGCCGGCCCCCGAACGCGCCUAAUGGGCGUCAGAUCCAUAUUGUGGCGAUCUUUUCCAAUACGACGAGCCAAGCGCUGAGCGAGCUGCACUUUCAGGUUGCCGUAGAAAAGGCAUACAGUCUCCAGCUGCGGCCCCAGUCCGGCCGAGACAUCGCGCCACUGCAGCAGAACGGAGUGCAGCAGGAGAUGCUCCUGGACGGGAUCGACAGCGGCAAGGGUAACUCGGUGAAGAUCCGGUUCCGAGUGUCAUACAAGAUCGAUGGGCAGAUCAAGGAGGAACAAGGCAUGGUGCCCGCCUUGGGGAUUCAAUAG